AUGAGUAGGUUCAGGUUCAGCAGUAAUUCUAUAUCAAAGCUGAAAGCCCAAGCUAGACAAUAUGCAAAGGACUCGAUGGCCAAUGAUUUCCAGCUUUCAAGGGUGGAGGUUGUUUCGGCACUUAUAAGUAGAGCUCUCGUCGAUGUUGAUCAACAUAGACGCGGCGAACAAAGGGUUUUCGUAGUUUAUAUGACGGUUAAUUUGCGCAGGAAAAUCAAUCUAGCAAUACCCGCUAAUUCUUGUGGCAAUCUCUUUGCCUUGAUGUUUGCACGAUCCGAUCCACCCAUAGUCGGCGAAAGCAAGUUGGAGUUUAAUGGGAUGGUGAAUUUAAUCCGCCACAUGAUAGCGGACGCCAAAACAAAAUAUGCAAUGGUAGGUGACGGUGAGGAGCUCUGCUCAAUGGUGGGCACUUCUCUAACCGAAUUAGCCAAAACUUGGUGCACAGGCGAAGAGUGUCUGAUUAAUUUUACUAGCUGGUGCCUGUUCAGGCUGUAUGAGAAUGACUUCGGGUGGGGAAGGCCGGUUCUCGUCUCCAACACACCAGUGAAUUUAGGAUCGAUUGUUCUUAUUGACGACGAAGAAAGCGGAGGAAUCGAUGCGUGGAUAACCGUCAAUGAAGAUGAGAUGAUUCUUCUUAAACAAGAUCCGGAAAUUCUGGCGUUCACUUCCUAG
Messenger RNA from Rhodamnia argentea, 672 nucleotides. Its product is annotated as acetyl-CoA-benzylalcohol acetyltransferase-like. Bases 1 to 672 code for a protein of 223 amino acids. The record is from RefSeq and is a predicted model, not a curated record. NCBI's taxonomy places the organism in Eukaryota, Viridiplantae, Streptophyta, Magnoliopsida, Myrtales, Myrtaceae. The transcript has a single exon.